AUGCCGUCCAUCCUCAGUGACGAGGACAAAGACACUGUCAAGCGUUUCGUCCCCAAGCAGUCCAACAAAAUCCAGGCCGUGGCCGUCGCGAGGCUCUACGUUGCCUACCCCAACCGAUCGAAAUGGACCUACACGGGCGUCCAGGGAGCUAUCGUCAUCGCAAACGAUCUGGUGGGCAACACAUUCUGGCUCAAAAUGGUGGACAUAUCGCCCUCGGGACGAGGAGUCAUUUGGGACCAGGAAAUCUUCGAUACCUGGAACUACAACCAGGACCGGACCUUCUUCCACACCUUUGAGUUGGAGGACUGCCUGGCGGGCCUCAGCUUUGUCGACGAAAAGGAGGCAAAACAGUUCAAGAAGAAAAUGGAUGAACGCGAGAAGAACGCCAGCCGCGCGACGAGAUCGACUCCCUUUGGCGCUCAAGCUACCCAGCCCAACCACUCUGCGCAUCCUGGCCAUCACUCUUCAAUGUUGGCCCCGAGCACCAAUGGCAGUGACCACCCCUCGGAAUUUGCCCUGCUUGACGCCUUUGACCCUCUGUGGCGGGAGCACUUUGGUCAGGAUUUGAGUGACAAAGGGUUGACGGACGACUUCAUCAAGGAAAACCAGGAAUUCAUUGUUGACUUUCUGAGGGACGAACAAGCCAAGGUAGCGAGCCAGGUGGCACCGCGCCCCCCGACCCUAUCCGGACCUCCAGCACUGCCUCCUCCGCCCCCGACAAACGGCCACGAUUCGAGGAGCGCCUGCCAAGACGCCGAUCGAGCCCGAGAGCCAGAGCCACAAAUUCGGGGUUCCCUCACCCUUCGCAAGCCAGCGCAUGCCGCCUCCUACGCCCAGCCGUGGCCCUGUGCCGCCGCCGCCUCCCUCGAGAAGCAACGACAGCCAGUCUGGGCAUGCGCCGACCCCUCCGCCACUGCCGCCGAAAGUGCCGACCGGAAAUGCCCCUCCUCCGCUGCCGCCAUCAAGUUCACGGCCGGUUCCUCCUCCGCCGAACGGCGACGGGCCUCCCCUUCCGCCUCCUCCUCCUCUGCCAUCGUCUAA
Hirsutella rhossiliensis is the source of this 1041-nucleotide messenger RNA. Its product is annotated as WH1 domain-containing protein. The record is from RefSeq and is a predicted model, not a curated record. NCBI's taxonomy places the organism in Eukaryota, Fungi, Ascomycota, Sordariomycetes, Hypocreales, Ophiocordycipitaceae. Bases 1 to 1041 code for a protein of 346 amino acids. The transcript has 4 exons.